AUGGAAGGGCCUUUGCAAACCUCCAUUCACACGUGCCAUGAAGACGGUCAAUGGAUGUCACAAUUACCGGAGAAGCUCUGGGAUAUUCCCCUCUAUAACUUAGCUCUUCCAGGGAGUCAUGACACUAUGACCUACUGCUUGGAUAAAGCCUCUGCUGUUAGUGGCAAUGAAUCCAAGCUGGUGAAGUUCUUAAACAUAUGCAUGCCCUGCAUUGUGCGCCCUAUUAUCAUGAAGUGGUCUACAACACAGGUACUGACUGUGACAGAGCAACUUGAGGCUGGAGUUAGAUAUUUGGACUUCAGGAUUGCCCACAAGGCUAUGGAUCCAUCUAUGAAUUUGUACUUCGUGCACAUGGUUUACACAACUGUUACUGUACAGGUAUUGCCGUACCUUUGGGAUGGCUAUAAACCCCAGUGCUAUUUCUCUGAUUUAAGAGCCAUCAUGAUCUGA
Eurypyga helias (sunbittern) is the source of this 450-nucleotide messenger RNA. Its product is annotated as PI-PLC X domain-containing protein 1-like. Gene Ontology annotation, biological process: lipid metabolic process. Gene Ontology annotation, molecular function: phosphoric diester hydrolase activity. The record is from RefSeq and is a predicted model, not a curated record. Lineage: Eukaryota; Metazoa; Chordata; Aves; Eurypygiformes; Eurypygidae. The coding region runs from base 1 to 450 and encodes 149 amino acids. The transcript is spliced from 3 exons.